Paramisgurnus dabryanus is the source of this 1106-nucleotide messenger RNA. It is a transcript of the gene dio1, whose product is annotated as iodothyronine deiodinase 1. Gene Ontology annotation, biological process: thyroid hormone metabolic process. Gene Ontology annotation, molecular function: thyroxine 5'-deiodinase activity. Lineage: Eukaryota; Metazoa; Chordata; Actinopteri; Cypriniformes; Cobitidae. The record is from RefSeq and is a predicted model, not a curated record.
AGGAAGUUACCCAACAACGACAGCAGAUUUUGAUUUUUGACCUGUACAAUCGAUUUUUUUUAACAGUAAUGUUGUUUUUCGCAACAACAUAACUAAGGUUUAAAGUCGAUGUUCAUGCAGUAUUGCUUCGAUUAAGCGUGGAAAACAAUAAAGCAAUCUCGCAGUAUGGGGACCGCGGUGGGAUUUGCGUUUAGAAAACUUUUAGUCUAUUUGUCGGCCGUGGUCAUGGUUUGCUUUGCGGUCAUACAUAUGUUCUUGCUUAAACUCAUAUCAAUCGUAUCUCCGGGCAUGGCGAAAAACAUGCUAUUAGAACGCGGAAAGAAGUCUACGAUGACCCAAAAUCCCAAAUUCAAAUACGAAGACUGGGGUCCGACGUUCUUUUCUUGGGUGUUCGUUAAAACCGUGUUCUCCGUGAACUGGUGCUCGCUUGGCCUCGAGGCGUUUGAGGGACACGCCGCCCCAGAUACGCCUGUUUAUACUGUGGACAGACAGAAAACAAGUAUUCAGCGUUAUCUUAAAGGUAACCGUCCACUGGUUCUGAGUUUUGGAAGCUGCACAUGACCCCCAUUUCUUUACAAACUUGAUGAGUUCAAACAGCUCGUCAAGGAUUUCAGUGAUGUGGCAGAUUUCCUGGUUGUUUACAUCGCUGAGGCUCAUGCAACCGAUGGUUGGGCCUUUGCAAACAAUGUUGACAUCAGUGUGCAUAAGAACUUGGAAGAGAGACUGGCUGCAGCCCGGGUCCUGGUCGGGGAAGACCCCCUUUGCCCUGUCGUAGUGGACGAAAUGAGCAACAUCACUGCCAGCAAGUACGGUGCUCUACCUGAGCGUCUGUACGUCCUUCAGGCUGGGAAAGUUAUCUAUCAGGGAGGCAUUGGUCCUUGGGGGUACAAGCCUGAAGAUGUCCGUAAGGUUUUGGAGAGAAUGAAAUAAAAAAAUCCCGGAGUAUAGGGAAAAAUUGAGGAAUGGGGGUUUAAAGUCGGCACAUUUUUGUUAGGGUCUAUUAGGUUGAAAAUUCCAUUCAAAUAAUGCAAAUAAAAUCCUUUCUGUAAGUGAAAUUACUUGCAAAGCUUUAAAAUGUACCAAACCGAUAUAAAUACAAAGAAAAC